Molecule: messenger RNA, 942 nt
Organism: Symbiodinium natans
Lineage: Eukaryota; Dinophyceae; Suessiales; Symbiodiniaceae
Source: the annotation of a GenBank genome assembly
AUGGACAGCACCACAGGCACGAUCUCCCACAUGUCCGGCCGGUCGAAACCCACGGAGGCCUUCUCUUUUGAGUGCGAGGUCACCGCCCACCAAGCAGCCGGUGUGAUGCUUGCAAGCAGCGUGACGGUAGCCGCCGACCUCCUCAGCUACAGUUCGGCCACGCUGCUUUUCCAUGCCCAUGGCUCCGAGGCGCCCCUGACAACCGGCACCGGUUGGUCCAACUUCGAGUUGGGCUGUGCUCCGGAGGUAGCGUGGCUGACCGUGAGCGCCGCCACGGGCGUCCUCAGCUACGUGGACCAGGGGUCGAAGGCCGGCGGCAUCUCCGCGGUCGAUGACAAGUUUUACUCCCAGGAUGGGGCUGUUUGUGCUGUCACCGCUUGGCAGGGCCACAAGAAGCACCAGGUAUCCUUUGUGGCGAUUCGACCUCGGCCGUGGUCAACGCUCGAGUAUGACUUCAGUGCCGUGGCUGUGACCAUGGGAGAAGAGUUGCACCCUUUCGCCCCGAAGCCUCACACACAGCAAGGCCUUAUGAAGCCGUGGGCGUACAACAUGGCCUGCGGCGUCAGCGGCGCCGGCAGCCAGACGAAGUUCUCCUUCGACCGCGUGCUGAGCAUGGGCCUCUUGGCCGGACACCCAGUGGUGGAGAUCUCCAUGGAGGGAGAGAUUACUGUGGCCCCAGCGGUGUCCUUGGGCGAGCUCUUUGAUGCCAUCGUGGCCUCCGGAUCUGCCGGGAAGGCCUCGCUGGUCCUUUUUUGCUUGUGGGCCCUCCAUGAGACUGCGAUUACGCGAGUAAGGAAACUGAACACUUUGACGAUAUCUGUAGGCUUUUGGCUUGCAGCAAAAUCUUUUUUGGCUGGCGCGAUGUCUCGUGAUUGGAUUCUAUGGGGUUCUACGUACAGGAGAGCUCCUGGGACUUCACAAGUCGCACGUCUCUUUCGCUGA